This is a messenger RNA of Ictalurus furcatus (blue catfish), 1350 nucleotides long. RefSeq names its product mesencephalic astrocyte-derived neurotrophic factor (gene manf). Lineage: Eukaryota; Metazoa; Chordata; Actinopteri; Siluriformes; Ictaluridae. Gene Ontology annotation, biological process: dopaminergic neuron differentiation; neuron projection development. Gene Ontology annotation, cellular component: endoplasmic reticulum. Bases 112 to 654 code for a protein of 180 amino acids. The record is from RefSeq and is a predicted model, not a curated record. The transcript has 4 exons.
UAGCAACGUUUUCGUAGUCAAAAACCGGUAUCCGGACCUUUCGUGUGUGUGUCUGAGAGAACGUCUUAUACAUGUAACGUGUGUUUCAGAAGUUUAGAAACAGUUUAAGCUAUGUUUAGUUUAAGUGGACUUUCCGUGGCUCUUGUUUUCGCUUUAGUGCCAAGCAGCAGCGAGGCUUUAAAAGAGGGAGACUGUGAAGUAUGUUUAAGCUUUCUGGGCAAGUUUUACCAGUCACUACAAGACGAUAACGUACAGUUUACCAGUGACGCCAUUGAAAAGGCCCUGGUCAAAGUCUGCAAGGAUGCGAAAGGAAAGGAAAAUCGAUUUUGCUACUAUAUCGGAGCGACGAGCGACGCUGCUACAAAAAUCAUUAACGAGGUCUCUAAACCGCUGAGUUACCACAUGCCAGUGGAGAGGGUGUGCGAAAAGCUGAAGAAAAAAGACAGUCAGAUCUGUGAACUGAAGUACGAUAAACAAGUUGACUUGAGCACAGUGGACCUAAAGAAGCUGAAAGUGAAGGACCUGAAGAAGAUUCUGGACGAAUGGGGAGAGUCUUGUAAGGGCUGCGCGGAGAAAUCAGAUUUCAUCCGUAAGAUCACCGAGCUCAUGCCCAAGUACGCCCCGAACGCAGCCAAGGCACGGACAGACCUGUAAAACUCUCUGUGGACUUGUGGGACCAAAGGAGCGGCUAGGGGCAUCAUGGGUGCGAUUUUGUGCCUCCUGGUGGGGAGGGUGGUUUUGUUUCAUAUUGCCUAGUGGUAAACAUGAGGACUGUGACCUUUCAUUCAUCCAUUACUUUUAAGGCCACACUGUACUGUAAAUAUUAGACAACACUGUACUGUUUCAACCCAAAGUUUAUAUAUUAUAUAAUAGCAACUCUCCUGAAUAGCAUACAAUUUGCUUCUAGUGUUGACUUGCAUAAAUGCUUCAGAUGCUAACAUGGACUUCAGAUAAACCAGUUUUAGCUGGUUACUAAUUCAGAAAUAAGAUCACAUGUCUGUUAAACAGUCUAAUAAAAGGAUCCAUUUGUGUCGUCAAGGCUUACCAAAAAAAUCUGAAUCAAUAACAUUGUGUGAAACAACCAUAACGCUAAACUUUGAGUUGAAACAGAGUACAGAAACUGAAAAUGUUUAUACCUAGACAUGGUGGGUAAGAUCACAAACCACUCUCACCCUGUAGUUCACCUGUAGUUUCUUUUCAAAUGGAAUAGGUAUUCUUUUUUUUUUUUUUCUUUUUAUUUGACUAUUAUAUAGGAGAAUCCAAACUGACUCAAGUAAGUUGACGUCACUGUAAAACGUUUAUUAAAAGGUUGUACUAUACUUUUUCAUUAAAAGAAGAAAAUGGCUCCGA